UGCAGCGGAGACGGCUGAUCCCGGCCCCCAUGCCCGACACUGCUGCCCUGGGCCGCAAGCCCAGCCUCCCCGGGCAGUGGGUGGACCUGCCGCCGCCCCUGGCCGGCUCCCUGAAGGAGCCCUUCGAGAUCAAGGUGUACGAGAUCGAUGACGUGGAGCGCUUGCAGCGACACCGCCCACCCCCAAGGGAGGACCCGGCUGAGCCCUCCCAGGAUGUGGAGAAGGGUCUGGCGUGCACCAGUGCCAAGCUGCGGCUGGCCGAGCGCAGGCAGCAGCGGCUUCGGGAGGUGCAGGCCAAGCACGAGCACCUGUGCGGGGAGUUGGCGGAGACCCAGGGCCGGCUGAUGGUGGAGCCCGGCCGCUGGCUGGAGCAGUUCGAGGUGGACCCGGAGCUGGAGCCCGAGUCGCCUGAGUACUUGGCGGCUCUGGAGCGAGCCACGGCCGCCUUGGAGCAGUGCGUGAACCUGUGCAAGGCCCAUGUCAUGAUGGUCACCUGCUUUGACAUCAGCGUCGCCGUCCCCACCGCCACGUCGGCGCCACAGGAGGUGGACGUCUGAGGCUGGGCGCUGGG
This is a messenger RNA of Leptonychotes weddellii (Weddell seal), 571 nucleotides long. Lineage: Eukaryota; Metazoa; Chordata; Mammalia; Carnivora; Phocidae. The record is from RefSeq and is a predicted model, not a curated record.